AUUGCUUUUAUUUUGAAAAACACGACCGGGAAGAAGAAGGUGGAAUACGUGUUGUGUGUGGUACGAGUUUUUUGUGUUUUUUCACCAUAGCCACAAUAUUGUAGCACCCCAAGCUAUUUGUUUUCAUUAUAAAAUUAUAGAACUGCGGCGGCAGUUAAAGCCAACAUAUUAAUUCGCCAGCAUGUCAGAUUUGGAGGCGCAGGUAGGCUCCCUUUUGGAGAUAAUGGUCAAUGCGACUGUCACAGAAAUGACCAAAGUUACGGCUGAAAACACACACGGGUGCUCGGAUGAUAAGGUGAUCCAGUUGAAUGUCUUCAUGACGUCUCUGGCUCGAGAAACUGUGGAGAAGAUCUGCCAGCUUUUCCAUGAAUGUUCCUCUCUGCUGCAGUUAGAAGUGUCGCAGGGUGUGGCAGAGAUUGAGGACCUGAGGAGGAGGCUGGAGGUGGCAGAGACAGAGCUGAAGCUUGUGUUGGAGGGUAGCAGAGGCCAGAAGGAAGCAGAGGAGCUGACGGAGGGAGGCAGCGGACAGAGGGAGGGCAGGAGUGCUCCAGCCAACGGAGCAGAAGGAGAGACUGUCCAGAUCAGCCACCACACAGGGAGGAAGAGACGCAGAGUUGUGGCUACUGGUGAUACUGCAGUGAAAAGGUCACCUAUAAUUCACCUGUGGAAAGGCAGAACUUAUGAGGACAGUGUCCAACCAGUAGUAAUAAAGGAGGAAGGAUUGGAAGCGUUCGCUGACCAGGCAUCUUCUGAUUCUGGUCAGUGCAGAGACGAAGCGGGUCAGGACGAUGACGACGACCCAGACUACCAGUUGGAGCCAGAAGAUCCAGAUGAUGGUGACCCAGGAUAUACCACCAGAACUAAACGUGUUGUAAAGCCCAAGUCUCACCGAGGUCGAGCAAAGAAGGAGAGUCAGAGUCAGAACCAGCAGUCUCUGAGCUGCAAACACUGCAGGAAAACCUUUACCAAACUGCUGCAGCUCAAAGCCCACCAGGCCGUCCACGGGGCGAAUGCCGAGAAGCCCUUCCACUGCUCUCAGUGUGGCAGAGGUUUUUCAUUCCAGCGCAGCCUCAACGCACACAUGCUACUUCAUACGGGCGAGAGACCACACACCUGUGAUGUUUGUGGGAAGGGGUUCACCCUGAAGCAGCUCCUGAGGAACCACCAGCGCCUCCACGCUGAGGUCCGGCCAUUUUGCUGUGAACAGUGCGGGAAGAGCUUCUACCGAGCCCACGGCCUAAAAAUGCACCAGAUGGUCCACACGGGCGAGCGGGCCUAUAACUGCCAGUACUGCAACAAAAGCUUCACAAUACAAGGUAACCUGCAGCGCCACCUGCGCAUACACACAGGGGAAAAGCCAUUCAGGUGCGAGACUUGUGGCAAGAGUUUCAACCAGGCCGACACUCUGAAAGGCCAUCAGCGGAUACACACCGGUGAGCGUCCCUUUAGCUGCGAGACCUGCGGCAAGUGUUUCAUCCAGAAGAGUGCCUUGAAGAUGCACCAGAAGACCUCUCACUCAGGCGAGAACUCACUGGCCUGCGUGGCUUGCGGCACUACUGUGGCCUGCGUCGACUCGCUACGCAAACACCUCCAGACGCAUGCAGUAACUAUUCCGUGCACGUGCGUGCUCUGCGGCCGGCGUCUCAGCUCUAUCACUGACCUGCGCUCGCACCAGCAGCACCACACAGUAGACAGGCCUCACAGCUGCGGGCUCUGCGGGAAGAGUUUCAAGUCUUCCAGCUACCUGAAGAUUCACCUGAAGACACACAGCGGGGAGAGGCCCUUCUCCUGUGACAUCUGUGGUCGCAUGUUUACACAACACAGCAGCCUAAAAUCACAUCAGGUGGUCCACACAGGAGAGAAACCGUUCAGCUGCGACACAUGCGGGAAAUGUUUCAGCAACACGGGCAACCUGAACAGACAUCAGCGUAUCCACACUGGGGAGAAGCCGUUCAGCUGCGACACGUGUGGACGCAGCUUCAACCAGGGCAACAGCCUGAAGGCCCACCAGCAAAUACACACCGGGGAGAAACAGUUCAUGUGCGACAAGUGUGGCAAGAGUUUCUCCUACCUGAGGAACCUGAAAGACCACAAGUGUUUCUACGUCUGAUGCAGAACGGCAACUGACAAUGAGACGUCUGCCCUGGUGGCAGAGCAGAUGGCGUAAGGUUCCUACUACCAACUGUAUAGCAACCAACUAUAAGGAUUACACAUACUAAUCCUAAAAUCAUGUAAGAAAACACUGCUGGUAAAUGAAAGAAAAUAGUCAGAACUAAGGAGAGCAAUCAAAAGUAUAUGAUGUGUUUUGAAGGAUCACAAAAUAUAAUGGUAUCACUGGAGCAACCUGCAUGUAUCGAGGGCCUUUUAGGCCUUUAUCUGAACACUGUGCUGGUAGUUACCGGAAAAGUGUAGUCAAAGUUUCAAUUUGUUAUCAAGAAGGAUUGAAAUAAAAUCAGCCCAUAUGAUUUGCGCCUGGGUACAAAGAAAAGCCAAUAGAGUGAGACUUGUUCAUACCACAAUUGAAUGAAAACGAUCCUCAUUAAAGAUUGGCUCUGUAGGCUUCUAAAAAACUUAAAUGUCCCUUUAAAUUAAAUGGACUGACUAAUCACUCAUUUUUGUCAAGAGUAGAAGAGUCGAUGUCAUUCUUCUACUUUUGGACCAGUGGCAGAGCAAAUGAAUAGGCUCUUUUUGAAAAAUGGGUUAAUAGUGCAUAUGAUCCAAAACUUUUGGCCCAGUGACCAAUGUGGCAAAUUGAUUUAAAAGUUUAAAAGACAUUUUCAUUACUUUCAGAGACGUAGUUUUACUAGAGGUAGCAUGAACAAUCUUACCAGCCACGGUUAAAAUUUAGCAGUACUUUGCUGGCAGCUGUCGAACUCUAACCCUGAUCCAUAAAAAACUAUGGAAUUGUGACUGACUGAUUUUAUUGCAUUUAGGUUUUUUCAGGAUUUUAAACAUUAUUUAAGUGUAUGGCUGAUAAUGGUUUAACCAACUUGAAGAGUGCUUUCUUGUCUUUUCUCCAAACACUGUUUCAGAUAAUAACUAAAAUACAUAAUACAACUGUGAGUUUUUGGAAACAAAGUUGCCUUGUGUGCAUUAGAAGAACUGAUAUGCUGACUGAGAAAAUACAAAAACCGAUGCUGACAGAGUUAUUUUUUAAGAAUGUUUCAUCUGCAACCUUUCCUGUAGAGUGAGUAUUUGUUAUUUCUCAGCUUUUUGACUGUUAGUCAAAUGGAUAAACACUAAAUCUUG
Molecule: messenger RNA, 3249 nt
Organism: Xiphias gladius (swordfish)
Lineage: Eukaryota; Metazoa; Chordata; Actinopteri; Istiophoriformes; Xiphiidae
Product: gastrula zinc finger protein XlCGF57.1-like
Exons: 8
Coding region: 182-2110 (642 amino acids)
Biological process (GO): regulation of transcription by RNA polymerase II
Molecular function (GO): DNA-binding transcription factor activity; RNA polymerase II cis-regulatory region sequence-specific DNA binding
Source: RefSeq, a predicted model, not a curated record